Messenger RNA from Phalaenopsis equestris, 1006 nucleotides. Its product is annotated as embryo-specific protein ATS3A-like. The transcript is spliced from 3 exons. The record is from RefSeq and is a predicted model, not a curated record. Lineage: Eukaryota; Viridiplantae; Streptophyta; Magnoliopsida; Asparagales; Orchidaceae. Gene Ontology annotation, molecular function: protein binding. The coding region runs from base 107 to 706 and encodes 199 amino acids.
UGUGCAAUGUGAAUCACAUUGGCUGAACCACAGCUAAACAUUUGGCGCUGCGUACAUCUCAUGUACGCAAAUAUUUCUCGAAAAUAGGAAGGUGAGAAAUACGAAAAUGGAGCGUAAACCUUUUAUGAUGAUGGCUUCCGCUCCCGCAUUGUUUGUUGGUUUGGUGGCGGCACUCUCAGUAACUGCAGUGAUAGCUGAAGCGGCGAAUCCACAUCCACAUCCGCAUCCUGAGGAGCUUGAGCAGCAGCAUCAACUUCUUUUGGGGCAGGAGGUGUUGGAUUCUGGAAGGGCGAGGGGAUGCUCCUAUAGGGUUACGAUUAAAACGAGCUGCCGUUCACCUCGGCUCACCAGGGACGCCGUUGCCCUGUCCUUUGGUGAUGCUUACAACAAUCAGGUGUAUGCACCGCGCCUGGAUGAUCCAGGAAGUAGAACAUUUGAGCGGUGCUCCACCGACACUUACGACAUAGCGGGGCCAUGUGGCUACGGCAUUUGCUAUCUCUACUUAUGGCGAGACGGCCCCGAUGGCUGGAUCCCUGAAUGGGUGGAGGUCUAUGAUCCCUAUUAUGGCCGCUAUCUUACCUUCUACUAUGGCUCUCCCAUCCCCUCUGGAGUUUGGUAUGGCUUCAACAACUGCAGGCGCAUCAACACGAAUGCCACCACAACCACUGCUACCAGCGAAGCGGUGACAGCUUCACAUGAUGAGUGACUUCUCUUCUUCUUACUGUAUCUAUCAUGUUUUUAUGUGAUGUUGUUCGGGGGAGGAGGAUUUUGAAGGAAUUCAAAUUCCGACCUUUCUUGCUUGGAGUUCUCUGAUCAGCCUUAAAUGAUAUAUGAAUGUCAUACAUUCAUCAUGAUGAAUAAUUUCUCUGGCUAAGACAACGAAUAAAUGUAUUCUGUAUAAUGUUUAAUAUACGUUUUCUGGCAUAUAUCCUACACUAUAGAUUUGGAUUUGUGAUGCCAAAUUUUCAUGAGUUAUACGUAACGUUAAUAAUUAUCAGAUUCAGUU